UGCUGACAUGAGGCAUCUUCCCCAGAGCUGGCUGGGAGCCACAGCCCAGAAGUAGACUAGCUAUCUUUGGGGAACAGCCUCCAAAGCUAAUCUUCCUUUAAGCUUAGCCCUCCGGGCUACAGAGUGGCAGGGAGGCUCUGAGAAUCCUUCCCACCUCCCAGUAUGGGACAUGGGUGUUUCAGUGUGAUCUCUGCCACUGCCUCUCUCACUGCGCCCCUGGCUCUUCCUUCGUAUACAGUCAUCACAUCUGUCCAACUCUUGUGAGGCCCUGCCAAGAGCUGAAUGCAUGAGACCCUGACUGCAGACACACGCUCCUGUGGAGGCUCUCCCUGCCUUUCUGGGUGAGAGGGCAGGACUCCACCUCUGAUGAGCGCUGCUCCCAGCCCUGCCUUAGUUGCCUGGCAACAGCUCGGCGUCUCUAGCCAAGGAGACACACUAUGGCUGGUGGCAGGUCAGCAGCCAAGAGGGUAGUGGUGUACCGGAACAGGGACCCCUUCUCCCCAGGCCACCAGCUAGUGGUGACUCAACGCCGCUUCCCCACCCUGGAGAGCCUCUUCUGUGAGGUGACAACAGCUGUGCAGGCCCCACUAGCUGUGCGGGCUCUCUACACGCCUUUUCAUGGCCACCCUGUCACCAACCUGGCAGACCUGCAGAACGGAGGGCAUUAUGUGGCUGCUGGUUUUGAACAAUUCCGCAAACUCUCCUAUUUAUCCCCCGGGAGGAAGGAUCCAGGUGGGACGAGCAGCAGACUACCAGGUCCUCCCGUGACUCACGAGCCGUGUGAUGGGGCCCUUGGCCGGCAGCUACCUGCAGGUUCCCCCUGCUAUAUUCAUGUGUUCAGGAAUGGAGACCUGUUAAGUCCCCCGUGUAGCCUGAAGCUGUCCCAGAUGGCCAGCGAGGACUGGGAAGCAGUGUUGAAGCUCCUGACCGAGAAGGUGAAAUUACAGAGCGGGGCUGUGUGCAAACUCUGCACCCUGGAGGGGCUCCCACUGUCAGCACCGGAGGCUCUGGUGAGUGGCCAUUACUACGUGGUGGUCGGAGAGGAUGAAUUCAAGGCCCUCCCGUAUCUGGAGCUGCUGGUACCUAGCCCCUCACUGCCCAGGGACCGCUGGCAUCCCCCAGACCCAAAGUCCAGGGCCCACAAGCAGAGGGCACCAGCAGCGUUCAAACCCAGCCCAGGAACAGAGAAGGGAAGAACAACCAGCACCGCUGGCCACACAACACAGGUGACCCAGUCCUCUCCAAAGGCAGCCAGACAAGUUAAGCCAUGUGCUUUCCAUGCCAGACCCCAGCAGGCUAUUCAGCCAAGAAGCAGGCUCCCUACUCUCUCAUUUCCAUCAGGAGUCAAGGGAGUGUACAGGGCUCCCCACCCGAGGAAGGAGACAGCAGGGGCCCAGGAAGUGGCAGAUGAUGAAAACACCCAGACAGAGGAGCCCCUGGAUCAGAGGGCAGCACAGACAGUGGAAGAGGCCCUGUUCCCAGCAAACCAGCCUGGGGUGGGGGCAGCUAUCCCAGCCUCAGCUCCUGCUCUGCCAUCCUGAGAGCCAGCAGCUCCAGCCAGGAACUAGGGAC
Molecule: messenger RNA, 1572 nt
Organism: Sus scrofa (pig)
Lineage: Eukaryota; Metazoa; Chordata; Mammalia; Artiodactyla; Suidae
Gene: DCDC2B
Product: doublecortin domain containing 2B
Biological process (GO): intracellular signal transduction
Cellular component (GO): microtubule organizing center; microtubule
Source: RefSeq, a predicted model, not a curated record